Molecule: messenger RNA, 5123 nt
Organism: Owenia fusiformis
Lineage: Eukaryota; Metazoa; Annelida; Polychaeta; Sabellida; Oweniidae
Source: the annotation of a GenBank genome assembly
GAUGUCAGUUGACUACAAUUGUACUUAAGAAUAUACUCGUCAAUAGUCCUGCUUGGCUUUGCCGAUUAUAAUUUAGCUAUCAACGCGAUGUCAGUUGACUACUGUACUUAAGAAUAUACUCGUCAUUAGUCCUACUUGGCUUUUCCGAUUAUUUCGCUAUCAACGUGAUGACAGUUGUGCUUCCAAAUACACAAGUUGCUGGCCCUGCUUCAUGACCAUUGUCACAUGGGACUGCGCCAUCUGAUUAGAUGAAAGCAAUUCAACAAGAUACAACUGCUAUACAAUGGCGAAAUCAUGCAAUGUCCUCAGACGACUCGCCAUCACUUUGACAUCACUGGUCUUCUUCUUCGGUUCUGUACAUAUAUCAAAACCAGACCACUUGGUUAACCGGUGUAACAAGCAAUACUACAAUUGGCCCCUGUGUGUAGACAACCCCGAUGGCUAUGGUUGUAAAUGUGGACCUGGCUUUUCCUGGAAUACCAUGGCAGAUCUUUGUAUUUCAAGCGCAGUAGAUUCAAGCCUUGACUUCGAGAGGACUGAACCAAUACGGUACACAUUGCUUCUUGGUCGACUGAUGCCAGAGCUCGAGAAAUUCACCAUCUGCCUAUGGCUGAGAGUUAGUGAGCCUAAUCAUAGAGGAACCGUAUUCUCUUAUGCUGCGAAGCUCAACCGCAAAGUUGAGUCAGGAAAUGCAAUUCGACUUACUGCUGGUCCCACGCUGACGUUAGAGGUAGCAGGGCAAAAGAUUGACACUGAGAAAAAGCUGAACAGGUCCGAGUGGUAUCAUAUUGCUUUGAAAUGGCGAGCAAAUGAUGGCGUCUUCACAAUAUUUCUGGAUGGUAAAAGAUUAAAAAGAGGAAAGACGUCAUAUCGUCAACCAAUUGCUGGAAAGGGAGAGUUUACAAUUGGGCAGAGUGCGAGGUACCAUGCCGUGUAUGAUCCUGAGUUGGCUUUUAAAGGGCUUAUUGCGCAUGUUCAUAUAUGGGGGCAUGAAAUGACAGCUCCCGAAGUUAGAGAUAUCUACCGUGACUGCACAUUUAGUUAUUGUGGAGAUCUCGUCGAAUGGGUUGACUUCCGUAUAGGGACGAGGGGAGAGAUGAAGCUUCGAUGGCCAUCAGGAAUAUUUAAUGCUACUUCAAGGUGUAUCCAAGAGCAGAAACUCAGGGUUGCCGAAACCUGUGAUAAAUAUUGCAGUCAUACAAUAGGUGCACAAUGCAAGGAGCAGAUAGUUGAAAACAUCUUAUGGCCACGCGCCCCUGCCAACACGAGCGUAGCUAUAGCAUGUCCGGGACAAAGUGACAAAGACAACGACACAGUAUCUAAUGGCAUCAAGUACGCCCACAGAUCGUGCGUUUUACUGGAGGAAGAGAACGAAGGUUUAUGGGAGCCUCCGGAUAUCGAUAACUGCGUACAGAACAAUUCAUUAGCACUACGGACUAAGUUGGAGCACUUAGUGAAGUUAGAUACUUUCCAAGAAGAAGACAUCCUCAUUAUGGCCGAGUCCCUUAGAAACGACACAACAACAUCACAAUACAGAAACCCAAUAGAUAUUGCAACCCAGAUAGAUUCUUUGCAUCACCUCAUAAACGCACAGAGUGUAACUCUGCAAGAUAUAUCAUGGACAGACGGAAUGCUACGAUUUGCUCAAACGCAACAGAUUUAUCCAUCUUUUCAACAGACAAGAGGUUUUGUGGAUAUUGUAUUGGAUGUUGGAGAUGCAAUGCUUAGUGAAGCUAACAACAGAGCAUGGGAAGAAAGUAAUCCUCUUGGUGCAGAGGGCGAUGAAUUCAUGAAGAUUAUGGACAGUUUGAUGGAAACUAUGGCAAAGAGCUUAAUCAACCAUGUCAAACGAGGUGAUACAACUGCCAGUGAUGCAUUUGUUAGUAAAAUGAAAAAUCAUAUUGCCUUAAAGGUAAAAGUGUAUAACACCGAGAGUUUAACUGGAGUAGCUUUCCCAGAUCAAUAUGAUAUAAAUACACUUGGUAUAGAUGACAAACUAGGGAUAGUGGCGCUCCCUGGUGAGGCCCUGAAAGAUAUCAACUACACUUUGCCCGAAUAUAUCACAGUUGCCAUGAUGAGGUUUUCAUCAUCUGCUAGAAUGUUACCAAAUCAUAACUUCCAAAGGAAGUAUAAGGAUCGAAAUGACAAUGUGAAUUCUGCUUGGUUCUCUCUACAAGUCUUUAUUGAUGACCAUCCAAUUGAUUCGUUCUCCAAACCGCUCAAACUUCAUUUACCUUACACAGAUAAUUUCAACAUUUCUAACCCAGAAUGCAGACGUUUGGUUCAUGGAAACGCUACAAAAAUAUGGAAAUGGGAUAAGAGAGGGUGCUCUGUAGUACACAACACCACCACAGCAGCUGAGUGCGCAUGUCUUCAUCCGGGGACCUUUGUUAUAACAACAGACAUGUAUGAUAUCAAUUGGAACAAAGGCCCCCCGCCCCUGAUUUUAAUGGAGGUGCCGUCUUACAUUGGUUGCUCUGUAUCGACAAUUCUAUGCAUCGUAACCUUCAUUAUGCUCAUAUAUUAUAAAACCGCCUCCAAUACUGCAUCCAUCCAUAAGAAUUUCUCAUUAUCCAGUGUGUUCUGCAACCUUGUCUACAUGUUUGGCAUCAACCAACUUGGAAAUGCUACUGUUUGUCACGUGUUUGCUAUUAUGUUCCACUAUUUCUUCCUGUCAACGUUCUCAUGGCUGAUGAAUGAAGCCUUCAACCUUUACAUUGUAAUUACGUAUGCAGCUCAUUCACAUGGAGAGCACCAACAAGAGGGUACACAAUGGCGAUAUUAUAUCAUUGGUUGGAUUCUACCUGGAGCCAUGGUAGGCGCUUUUGUUGGUAUGCACACAGAUGACUACUAUGCCCCAGACAUGUGCUGGAUUGCAUGGCAAUAUGUAUGGCUUUUUCUCGGGCCUGUGCUGGGCAUAAUUGUGAUAUCAAUACUUGUACUCAUCUUCACUGCCAAAGAACACAACGAGAGUUCGUACUCAAAGAAUGAGAAAACCAAUAAAAUGAUACUCAACCAUUCCAAGGCAUUAUGGACUCAAGUGAUAUUACUUCCAGUCACGUGGAUGUUUGCCUUCCUAUCCCUCAGGAUGAGAGGUGUUGUGCUCAAGUUUCUUUAUGGCAUGUUUGCAGUUUUACAGGGGUCUUUCUUCCUGGUCUUCUAUUUCUUCUUGAAUGAGGAGGUACGAGAGGUUUAUAAGAAGUCGUUGAAAAAGAAGGCGUUGAAGGACCAUGGGUAUGAUUACCAUCGCUCUGACGAAUCUUCAGAGUCUGAUGCAGGUGCUAUGCAACUGGAGGAACACCAUCAGCGGUAUUCAGACGAAGAACACGUUACUGCACAAAGAAAAAAGAAACGAAGACCAUCAAAAGUACGAAGCCCACUUAAAGGAAGACACCAUACACGUAUACAGAUUGAAUCAGCAUAUUGUAAGAUGGGUGUGAUUUCAUUGAAAGAGAUUGAAGAAGGAUUGACGUUCGGUCCCUUCCCAGUAUCCCUGACCUAUCACGAUCCGAGCUACUUGAUCGGUCACAUGACCUUUGACAAACGCCCGGAUAUUCCAGCCAUGGAGGUUGAUAUUUGUGAUGAGAAGGUCUCAAAAAAUCUCGAAUGGAUGCCAUAUGUAUCAUCUGCUCGAGACGAUAAUGAGAAGAACAUGGAUGCCAUCAAUAAAGAUGGACACAUCUACUACAAAACAAUUCGGCAUGUUGAAAAAAAUGAUGAACUCCUUGUUUGGUACAGCACUGAUUUUGCCAAUAGUCUAAGAAUACCCGAUAUUACACCAUUUAAAAUGGAAGACGAGAAUAUGUAUGGAUGCCCACAUUGUAAUCAGACAUUCCAAUACCCAAACACAUUGCGAUCCCACAUGAGGUUUAAAUGCGAUAAACGCCACCGACUUUAUGACGACAACCCACCAACGACACUAAGUCGAGGUCUUGACUACAAACAUUUAGCGAGAAAUUUUGAGAAUGCGCAUGAAACAUUCUUUUCUACAUAUUACGAUAUCAUGUCUAAGAACUUGAAAGACUAUCCUUUACAUAAGAUGUUAGCACCUGCAAUAAGUCCAUCGUCAUCUUCAGCCUCAUCUACAUCGCCAGACGACUACACGUUAAAUCCCGAACUAGUUUCCGGAAAUAAACGGAAACUACCGAGCAGUGUCGAUGAGCAAAUUUCACCUAAACGUCGCUCUCUUGAACAAGAGACUCGUGAAACAAAGCCAAAACAAAAAUCUACGCUAUCCCCUUCUACAAGCCCAAAAUAUAAGUCAACUAAUUUCAAGCUUAAUUCUCUCAAUCGAAAUGACGAGGAGAAUAUCAGCGCCUUCCGAAAGGUCGAAAAAAGGAGUGACUCGCCUCGGAGUGAUAACAAACAUAGGAACUCUAUUACUGGAACAAUGGCUAAUGGAAUACCACCAAGUCAACCAAACCAUUUAUUUUCCCCUACUCCUCUUAGCAUGCCUAAUAUUUCCCGACACGGACUACCUGAUAUUCGCAUGACAUCUGCAUUACAUCCAAGUUUCCCAGAGUCACUUGGGAGUGGACUGCCGCGGUUUUCUAUGCUGCCACCUUUAUCAACAAAUCCUAGUUACCAAGAGACCCAGUUACAAAAAUCAUUUAGCGACAUCUAUAAAUCAAACAUGAAAAUGAACGAGUUUUCAAAAAUGUCAUUGGAGAAGCUAACGCGAGUGAACAACAACAAUGUGAUGCCAAAACUCCCAGGAUUACCUGAUGUUCGAUUCGACAUUACGAGUCUUGGCCCAAGUAGCCCUCCAAGGCAUAUGGGGAGCAACAACCCAAUGGUUGAAAAACUGUUAAACGGCAUCCCUGUUGGACCUACUCCUUUGGUGCCUGCAUCGCUUCAGGGGACAGUUGGACUACUUCAGAACUGGUGUGCCAAAUGCAACGCUACAUUCAGAAUGACUAGUGACCUUGUGUACCAUAUGCGAUCCCACCAUAAGGGUGAGGGGGACAUUGUCAAAAAGAAAAGGGAUGAUAAACUAAGAUGUACCACUUGUGGAGAAACAUUUAGAGAACGUCACCAUUUAACAAGGCACUUGACAUCACACCAAUGACAUACACCAUGUAAAAAUAACUUAUUAUAAUGCUUGUAAAUAAUAUAUAUGUAAA